Pseudomyrmex gracilis is the source of this 1730-nucleotide messenger RNA. RefSeq names its product puff-specific protein Bx42 (gene Bx42). Gene Ontology annotation, biological process: mRNA splicing, via spliceosome. The record is from RefSeq and is a predicted model, not a curated record. Bases 51 to 1682 code for a protein of 543 amino acids. Lineage: Eukaryota; Metazoa; Arthropoda; Insecta; Hymenoptera; Formicidae. The transcript is spliced from 7 exons. Gene Ontology annotation, cellular component: spliceosomal complex.
UUGCGCUACUGUCUACAUUGGGCCCAACCAUCGUAUGUGUGCAAUCAGAAAUGUCUUUAACAAAUUUGUUGCCUGCUCCUACUCAAGUGGUGUGGGAUAGAGAAGAUGAGGCACGUGAACAGAAAUUACGACAAAGGCCAGUUUCAGCUUUGGUAAAAGCUGUUGUAACCGCUCCACCUUAUGGACAACGGCGAGGAUGGGUGCCACGCAACCCAGAAGAUUUUGGAGAUGGAGGUGCUUUUCCGGAGAUCCAUGUUGCACAGUAUCCACUGGGCAUGGGAAUGAAAGGCAAGGAAAGUACAAGCAAUGCCUUAGCAGUACAACUUGAUGCUCAGGGAAAAGUAAAAUAUGAUCUUAUAGCUAGACAAGGUCAUGGUAAAGAUAAGAUUGUAUACAGCAAGCUGAGCGAUUUGUUACCAUCAGAAAUUACAAAUGAAGACGAUCCCUCGUUGCAACGUCCGCUUGAUGAAGAAAUUGACGAGCUCACUGAUAAGACGAAAAAAGCAUUAGAGAAAAUAACACGGUCAAAGAUUGCAGCUGCCAUGCCAGUGAGAUGUGCCGAGAAGCAAGCUCCGGCACAGUAUAUACGUUACACACCGUCGCAGCAAGGACAAUCGUUCAAUUCGGGCGCAAAGCAAAGAGUUAUCAGAAUGGUGGAAGCGCAAGUGGAUCCUUUGGAACCACCAAAGUUUAAAAUUAAUAAAAAGAUUCCACGUGGACCUCCGUCUCCGCCAGCGCCUGUUAUGCAUUCACCAACUAGAAAAGUUACGGUGAAGGAGCAAAAGGAAUGGAAAAUUCCACCGUGUAUAAGUAAUUGGAAAAAUGCAAAGGGUUACACAAUUCCGCUGGACAAACGUCUAGCCGCAGACGGUCGGGGUCUGCAGCAGGUCCAUAUAAACGAAAACUUCGCCAAACUAGCUGAGGCUCUUUAUAUUGCUGACAGAAAAGCUCGCGAAGCCGUCGAGAUGCGCGCGCAGCUUGAAAAGAAACUAGCGGCUAAAGAAAAAGAGAAGAAAGAGGAUCACUUGAGACAACUCGCGCAGAAGGCCCGAGAAGAGCGUGCCGGUUUGAAAUCCGCCGCGGCAUCAGAUAAGGCUGAGGAAACACGCGAGAGGGACCAGAUCAGACAAGAGCGUCACAAGGAUCGUGCUCGCGAACGUAAUUUGGCUCGUGCUGCUCCUGACAAGCGUUCGCGUUUGCAACGUGAACGCGAGCGUGAUAUUAGCGAACAAAUCGCUCUUGGUUUGCCCGCAAAAAGCAUUCCUAACUCGGGAGAAGCGCAGUUUGAUCAGCGUCUCUUCAACACCAGCAAAGGAAUGGACAGUGGUUACGGAAAUGACGAGGAAUAUAAUAUUUAUGACAAACCGUGGAAAGAUAGCAAUUCUAUCGCUUCGCACAUAUAUCGUCCUAGCAAAAAUAUCGACAAGGACUCUUACGGAGAGGACUUGGAAAAAUUGAUCAAGACAAAUAGAUUCGUUCCCGACAAAGAAUUCAGUGGAACCGACCGAUCGGCUACUCGAUCAGGACCGGUACAGUUUGAAAAAGACGAAGAAGAUCCCUUCGGUCUGGAUCAGUUCUUGAAACAAGCUAAACGCGCCAGUAGUUCAGCCACGACAACGACGAAACGUAAAGACGAGCGCGAACAACGUAGGGACGAUCGUGACAAACGAAGGAAGCACUAAGAAAACAACCAAUUAAAUCAACAACAAAUGUAAAAUGAAGAAAGAAAU